Molecule: messenger RNA, 2459 nt
Organism: Homarus americanus (American lobster)
Lineage: Eukaryota; Metazoa; Arthropoda; Malacostraca; Decapoda; Nephropidae
Product: piggyBac transposable element-derived protein 4-like
Exons: 3
Coding region: 796-2262 (488 amino acids)
Source: RefSeq, a predicted model, not a curated record
GCGGGUAAACCCGCCCAAAAUAUUAUAUUAAUUAAAUGCGACAAGCGGGGAUAUCCCACGGCCUUGAAAAAACUUCCCCAAAUGAGACGACAUGCGGACAUAUCACAGGAACCUUCAAAUCGCCACCACCCGCCCAACUGCUGCCACCUGACGCUCGCCCAGACAACUACACUCAGACUGAAGUGCUUUUGUUGACGUCCGGUUCUAGCAUUUGCGGAUGUAUGGGCGUCUGUGAUUGGUGAGGGACGUGAAGUGUUUGGUUACUUUCUGGCCAGCUGUGCGAUCAGCUGUUUGGCGGUAUUGGGACUCGUGACUAAUCAUGAGUGGUAAGAAAAGAAAGCUUAGGACUGACAGGGAGAUCCAAGCUGCAUUAUUUGAAGCUUUUGACAGUGAGGAGGAGGCAGAACGUGUAGAUGAUCCUGCUGUCUCUGCUGUUGAUGACAGUAGUGACACUGCUGAGGACGACACAGAUGACACAUCACCACGUCCAAGUACCAGCUCUGCUACAGAAGCUCCACGUCGACAUAGGGACAGAUCACCAGCUGCACGUAUACAUAGGGACAGGUCACCAGCUCCACAUCUACUUAGGGACAGUUCACCAGAUUCACAGCCACGUAGUAGGUCAGGUACACCUGAACCACCCCAGGUACACGAGAUUAUACAUGGCAAAAGACAAUAUAUACUGAAGGACAGAAUUACCCAGACUUAGACAGUAUUCCUGCUUUCACUGGUCAGCCAGGUGUACAGGGUUUUGAUAAUCUGAAUCCAUACCAAUGUUUCACUCAAUUUUUUCCCAUGCCAAUUUAUGACUUAGUUGCUACGGAGACAAACCGUUAUGCUAAGCAAAGGUUAGAUGAAAUAGGAGAAUUACCUAGAAGGUCGAGGUUUAGGCAGUGGAAGGAUGUACAUUCCCAGGAAAUAAAAGCUAUGGUAGCAAUGGAAAUUGGAAAGGGACUGGUUCACAAGCCCACCUUGCAAUCAUAUUUUCAGGAUUCCUAUUGGCUUACACGAACACCUGGUUUUGGUAAUAUUUUUUCUAGGGACCAGUACAUGCUACUAAAGUCGUUUGUACAUUUUGCCAAUAAUGAGGACCAAGGUGAAGAUGAUAUUCCUGACAGAUUAUUCAAAGUUAGAAAACUAAUUGACCUGGUAAGUAAUACAUAUGCUGCUGCUUAUAUCCCCAACAAAGAAAUAUGUGUGGAUGAGAGCAUGCUCAAAUUCAAGGGGAGACUUUUUUGGAAACAGUACCUGCCUAGUAAACCUAGUACAAAAUGGGGAAUAAAACUGUGGUCUUUCUGUGACUCCCAUACUGGUUUUCUCGUAAGAUUUCAGAUAUAUACAGGUAAGGAAGCAGCAACACAAGAGCACGGAUUGGGCUAUAGGGUAGUAAAAGAUUUAUUACAAGGCUAUGAAAAUCAGGGAUAUAUUGUGUACAUGGAUAACUUUUACUCCAGUUUACAGUUGUAUGAAUAUCUUAGAGUGAAGAAAAUAGGUGCAUGUGGCACAGUACGUGCAAACAGAAAGGGAUUGCCUAAAGAAAUGAAGAAUAUGAAACCAAAGCGUGGUGCACUUCCAACAAUCUGGGAGAAUGCAAACAAAACAAUGCUUGCAUGUACAUGGCAAGACACGGGUAAAGUCAAUAUGUUGGCCACGGUGGGUAAUGUAGGAGUAACUGGUGUUGAAGUACAUGCAAAAACAGGUUUGAGGACUGUAAAAAAACCAAAUAUUCAGGUUAUGUAUAAUAAACAUAUGGGAGGGGUGGACAAAUUUGACCAGUUGUGCUCAACCUAUCCUUUUGAACGGAGACAUAAAAAGUGGUAUCAGACUCUGUGGCAUUUUUUUGUUGAAACAGCACUAGUCAAUGGUUGCAUUUGUUAUAAUAUACAAAAUCCCUUGAAGAAGAUGUCACAGAGGACAUUUAGGGAAAAUGUAAUAGAUGGGUUGCUGCAAGGGUAUAAUAGAAGAAUUCUAAAGAAAAGAGGUCGCAGGAGUAAUGACCCAACAGAUUUGAGGUUGGUACAGCGCCACUUUCCUAGGAACAAUAAACUGAAACAAAAGUCUGCACCAAACUGUGUUGUAUGUAGCAUACUACCUUCAGAGUGUACAAAAAAAGGGAAGGGUAGUUGCAAGCGUAAACAGACAAGCUAUUACUGUGAAAUGUGUGUUGCAAAGCCACCAUUGUGUAUUGCACCGUGUUUUGAGGAGUAUCACACCAAGGUAAAGUAUAAGAAAACUUGUGCCUGCACUGCAAAUGAUGACUAAAAUAUGUCAUAAGUAAAUAUGAAAUUGGUAAAUGAUAAUAUGUAAAUGACAUGCAUGCAUCGUAUUGGCUUGUCGAUUUUACAUAUUUGCCGUGUUUUGCAUGAUUAUGUAUUGAGGUAUAGGAGUAUUUCCUGAAUGCAAUAUAGCUUAUUUUUGUACUAUUUUGUUUGAUAUUAUCUGAAUAUGUAAUACAUAUC